Piliocolobus tephrosceles (Ugandan red Colobus) is the source of this 3021-nucleotide messenger RNA. It is a transcript of the gene PTH2R, whose product is annotated as parathyroid hormone 2 receptor. Gene Ontology annotation, biological process: cell surface receptor signaling pathway; adenylate cyclase-modulating G protein-coupled receptor signaling pathway. Gene Ontology annotation, cellular component: plasma membrane. NCBI's taxonomy places the organism in Eukaryota, Metazoa, Chordata, Mammalia, Primates, Cercopithecidae. Bases 856 to 2175 code for a protein of 439 amino acids. The transcript is spliced from 14 exons. Gene Ontology annotation, molecular function: G protein-coupled peptide receptor activity; parathyroid hormone receptor activity; peptide hormone binding. The record is from RefSeq and is a predicted model, not a curated record.
UCUCCUCUGCCAGUGCCUCCAUGCUCCAGGGGAACACAGGUCCUCUACGUGAGGGGAGGCUUCCCUCUCACAGGAACUCACACCUGUGGGCACGAAGCUGGGAGGCCCACCCCCUGCCUGGGUUAUGCAGGGGAAGGCGAGGUGACUGGGUAGAGCGUGCCCUGAGAGGUGGCUGGGCUGGUGGCCAGCUGUGCAGAGAGACCGGGAGGUGGCAGAUCUGCGGGGCGUCCAGUCGCUGCCUCCAUGUUCUCGUGCUGGGCGGGAGGAGCGGAUGUGGCUCGGGAGGCAGCCCGCGCUCCAGUCCCCAUCCACCCACAGGUUUCUUGGAGAGAAAUCUGAUAAAAUUCCUGGGUUAAUAUUGUUAAAAAUGGAGAGUUUUUUAAAAUGCUUUUUCCCUUGAAAAUGACCUUUUAUACUUCGAAGCAGUUUGUCCACCAGCCUAGUGCUUUUUCUUUUCUCUUCUUUUUCUACGGUAAACGAAAGCAUUUCUUCAAGAAGAAGGCACAGGUUCCUUGAACAGUUCUUCAGUUUUGGAACUCAGACUGGCUUUCCUUGAUCUUCAGCCUGCAGAUGGCCUAUUGUGGAAUCUCGUGAUUGCUGGAUUCUGAUGGCACCAUUACCAUAGAGGAGCAGAUUGUUCUUGUGCUGAAAGCGAAAGUACAAUGUGAACUCAACAUCACAGCUCAACUCCAGGAGGGAGAAGGAAAUUGUUUCCCUGAAUGGGAUGGACUCAUUUGCUGGCCCAGAGGAACAGUGGGGAAAAUAUUGGCUGUUCCAUGCCCUCCUUAUAUUUAUGACUUCAACCAUAAAGGAGUUGCUUUCCGACACUGUAACCCCAAUGGAACAUGGGAUUUUAUGCACAGCUUAAAUAAAACAUGGGCCAAUUAUUCAGACUGCCUUCGCUUUCUGCAGCCAGAUAUCAGCAUAGGAAAGCAAGAAUUCUUUGAACGCCUCUAUGUAAUGUAUACUGUUGGCUACUCCAUCUCUUUUGGUUCCUUGGCUGUGGCUAUUCUCAUCAUUGGUUACUUCAGACGAUUGCAUUGCACUAGGAACUAUAUCCACAUGCACUUAUUUGUGUCUUUCAUGCUGAGAGCUACAAGCAUCUUUGUCAAAGACAGAGUAGUCCACACUCACAUAGGAAUAAAGGAGCUGGAGUCCCUAAUAAUGCAGGAUGACCCACAAAAUUCCAUUGAAGCACCUUCUGUGGACAAAUCACAAUAUAUCGGGUGCAAGAUGGCUGUUGUGAUGUUUAUUUACUUCCUGGCUACAAACUAUUAUUGGAUCCUGGUGGAAGGUCUCUACCUGCAUAGUCUCAUCUUUGUGGCUUUCUUUUCGGACACCAAAUAUCUAUGGGGCUUCAUCUUGAUAGGCUGGGGGUUUCCAGCAGCGUUUGUUGCAGCAUGGGCUGUGGCACGGGCAACCCUGGCUGAUGCGAGGUGCUGGGAACUUAGUGCUGGAGACAUCAAGUGGAUUUAUCAAGCACCAAUCUUAGCAGCUAUUGGGCUGAAUUUUAUUCUGUUUCUGAAUACAGUUAGAGUUCUAGCUACCAAAAUCUGGGAGACCAAUGCAGUUGGGCAUGACACAAGGAAGCAAUACAGGAAACUGGCCAAAUCGACCCUGGUCCUGGUCCUGGUCUUCGGAGUACAUUACAUCGUGUUCGUGUGCCUGCCUCACUCCUUCACUGGGCUUGGGUGGGAGAUCCGCAUGCACUGUGAGCUCUUCUUCAACUCCUUUCAGGGUUUCUUUGUGUCUAUCAUCUACUGCUACUGCAAUGGAGAGGUUCAGGCAGAGGUGAAGAAGAUGUGGAGUCGGUGGAAUCUCUCCGUGGACUGGAAAAGGACAGCACCAUGUGGCAGCCGCAGAUGCGGCUCAGUGCUCACCACUGUGACGCACAGCACCAGCAGCCAGUCACAGGUGGCGGCCAGCACACGCAUGGUGCUUAUCUCCGGCAAAGCUGCCAAGAUUGCCAGCAGACAGCCUGACAGCCACAUCACUUUACCCGGCUACGUCUGGAGUAACUCAGAGCUGGACUGCCUGCCACACUCUUUCCAUGAGGAGACCAAGGAAGGUAGUGGGAGGCAGGGAGAUGAUAUUCUAAUGGAGAAGUCUUCCAGGCCUAUGGAAUUUAACCCAGACACUAAAGGAUGCCAAGGAGAAAUUGAGGAUGUUCUCUGAAUGGACAUUCGUGGCUGACUUUCAUGGGCUGGUCCAAUGGCUGGUUGUGUGAGAGGGUUUGGCUGAUAUUCCUAUGCCUGAAUUCAAAGGCUGAAAAUUCAGAGUUAAGGUGUUACUCAAUGAAAGUUUUUAGGCUCCAUGAAUCAGCUCCUGUAAAUACUAAAGACGUGAAAAGGCAAUUGUCAGUGGAGUAGUUUAUUACUUUCUCUUGGCAUCAGGUUUUCCACUAAAUUAAUGUACGGUAUUUUCUCUGUGAUUGUUCAUUUUUUUUCUGCUACUUUUGGGUAGAAAAAAGUUUCAAUUGCUUGGUGGUAGCUUUCUCUCGUAUAUAUCAUCCUAAAUAUAAUGAAGAUCAUUUAGUGUGUAUCAGUUUCCUUUUAGAAACUAGUAUUCUCUUAUUUCUUACUUUAAUGUACUUCUAUCAUUGCAUUUAUUUUGCCUGUGCAUAGGGGCAAUUAGGAUCUAAAAAUAUAUGUGGGAAGAUAAAAGUUCUAAGAACAAGUACUUGCUGGAAAAUUAGUUGGCUGGACAUUGAUAAAAUAAUGCAUUUAUAACAAUUACACAUGUUUCUAGGAACAAGGAAAAUUUUUCAAAAAAGAAUAUUUCACACAUCCUUUCUUUUGAAUGUCCUCUUUGUGACCAGCCAGACCUCAGGUCUUCACUCUUUCUUCUUUGUAAACCACGUUGUGUAGAAAGGUUUCCUCAGUUAUUAGCUUCCAUCUGCACAUUGAUUUUGUUUGUAAUUUAUUUUGAUAGCAAAUCACACUGCAUCUAUAUCUUUUUCUUGUCUGAGCUAUUACUACAUUGUACAUGGCAUGUGGGAUCAAUUAAAAAAUUGUUUUAAAA